Solanum verrucosum is the source of this 1460-nucleotide messenger RNA. RefSeq names its product serine carboxypeptidase-like 11. Bases 29 to 1432 code for a protein of 467 amino acids. Gene Ontology annotation, biological process: proteolysis; secondary metabolic process. The record is from RefSeq and is a predicted model, not a curated record. Gene Ontology annotation, molecular function: serine-type carboxypeptidase activity; acyltransferase activity, transferring groups other than amino-acyl groups. The transcript has 14 exons. NCBI's taxonomy places the organism in Eukaryota, Viridiplantae, Streptophyta, Magnoliopsida, Solanales, Solanaceae.
AUCAAAAUAUUCCCUAAUUAGCUCCAAUAUGUUUCUUCAUCUUCUUGCUCUACUAUUAGUGAUACAAAUAAGCCCCCUGCAACUGCAACUGCAAGUACAAGCUGCUGCAACUGUUAAAUUUCUUCCUGGAUUUGACGGUCCUCUUCCUUUUCAUCUCGAAACUGGGUAUGUAGGUGUGGGUAAAGAAGAGAAACAUCAGCUAUUUUAUUAUUUUAUUAAAUCAGAAUCAGACCCUGGAAAUGAUCCUCUUAUAUUGUGGCUCACUGGAGGACCUGGUUGCUCUUCUUUCAAUGGAGUUGUCUAUGAAAUUGGGCCAUUAUAUUACAAACAAAAAAAGUAUAAUGGGAGUCUACCAACACUUGGAGUGACUCCAAACUCAUGGACCAAGGUUGCAAACAUAAUUUUCUUAGAGCAACCUGUAAAUACUGGAUUUUCAUAUGCAACAACACCAGAAGCAAUGCAUGUCAUUGAUGUUGAUGCAUUUAAGCACGUCUAUGAAUUUUUACUUAAGUGGCUCGUUGAUCAUCCAGAAUUCAGUUCAAAUAAUUUUUAUUUGGGUGGAGAUUCAUAUUCUGGUGUCGUUCUUCCACGUGUUGUCCAACUGAUAUCAGAUGGAAUUGAAGCAGGCAACAAGCCUUUGAUUAACCUUAAGGGUUAUUUACUCGGAAACCCUUUAACAUUUCCUGAAGAAAAAAAUUUUGUUAUUCCAUUUCUUCUUGGCAUGGGAAUCAUUCCUAAUGAACUUUAUCAGUCAAUGGUGCAAAAUUGCAAAGGAGAAUACAGAGAGGAGUUUGCUCCCACUAAUGCUCAAUGCACCCAAGAUCUAGAUAUUUUGGAUGAGCUGUUGAACAAUAUUAAUGAUCAACAAGUUUUAGAACCCAUGUGUGGAUCAGAAACUGAAUUGAAAAGCCCAUUUCCAUCUAUAUUUAGAGGGAGAAGAAGAUCUAUUCAAGAGAAUGCCAUCUCACCCAGCUGUUAUGGAAAGCUUGUUGAUAGACACGAAAUCUCAAAUUAUUGGGCAAAUGACCCUCGAGUCCAGAAAGCUCUCCAUGUUCGAAAGGGAACUAUAGAUCACUGGGCAAGAUGCAAGCAAAAUGGUAUUAAAAAAUACUAUACAUUUACCUCUAUGGACAGUAUUUCAUAUCACGUAAAUCAUAGCGCUAAAGGUUAUCGAUCACUUAUAUAUAGUGGUGAUCAUGACAUGGGUGUACCAUUCCUAUCUACAGAAGCAUGGAUUAAAUCACUGAAUUAUUCAAUUGUUGAUAAUUGGCGUCAAUGGAUCGUUAAUGGUCAAGUUGCCGGAUACACAAGAUCAUAUGCCAAUAAGAUGACAUUUGCAACAGUAAAGGGAGCAGGACAUGUAGCACCUGAGUAUAAAAGGGUAGAGAGCUUUAAUAUGUUCAAAAGAUGGAUAUCCCAUAAUCCUUUAUAGACUAUUGAAGCUAUUAGCCAGUAAUUGA